CGCGGCGCAGCGCGCAAGGGCGAGGGCAGGCGGAGCGAACAGCCGCGCGUGCAGCUUCCGGCAAGGGGUGCAGCAGCGCGGAGGCGGCGGAGGAAGCUCCUCCUUGGGAGGGAAAAUGGAGGCCGACAUUCCAGCCGGCUUCUCACGGCUAGACGUCGACACGCUCGCGCACGUCGCCUCGUUCCUCCCCUGCUCCGAGGUUCUCGGCCUCGACUGUGUCUGCCGCGAGUGGGCGUGCGCCUUCCGCCCACCACGGCUUUCGCUCCACAUCACCCGCGUGUCUCUCCGCGGCACUCCGCUCUCGUCCGCGCUGCGCGCCUUCGCGCGGCGAUUCCCGGCGCUCUCCACCCUCUCGCUCCGCGGCUCGGACGCCUGCGGCCGCGACGUCGGCGUGCUCUGCACGUCCUUCCGGUCACUCAUUUCGCUGGACCUUUCGGGCUGCGAUGCGCUGCAGGACGCGCAUGUUGCCGCGAUCGGCGCGGCGCUGCCACAGCUGCAGAUGCUCUCGCUGAGCGGAUGCCGCGAUGUCUCCGACGCCGGCCUGGCCGCGCUCCUGGCGCACUGCCGCUCUCUUUCAUCUCUGCUGCUCGGGUGGUGUGACAUCUCCGACUUCGGCCUCCUCUCCCUCUCCUCCAUUUCCACUUCCCUCACCUCCCUUGACCUCUCCGGCUGCGCCAUGCUCACUGACCGCGGCGUCGCCGCGCUCAUGCGCCGCUGUCCUCGCCUUGCCUCGCUGCAGCUCGAGGGUUGCAGAGAGGUGUCGGGCUGGGCGCUGGCCACGGUGACGCCACGGCUGCGAGAGCUGACCCUGAGUGGGGCAACACUCGUCACCGACGCGGGCGUGGGGGCUGUGGCGCGGGCCUGCACAGGGCUGCGUCAGAUUGCCCUGCGCCAGUGCCGCUCUAUCUCGGACGCGGCCCUCGCCACACUGGCCGCGCAUUGCGCCUCGCUCACGGCGCUCGACGUCGCCCGCUGCGGCGUCGUGACCGACCGCGGCGUGAGCAAGCUAGCGGCGGGGUGCUCACAGCUGGCCUCGCUGCAACUGGAGGGUCACGCGGACGUGACUGACGCGUCCCUCCAUGCACUUGCCGCCGGCUGCCCCAAGCUUUCGCUCCUCAACUUGUGGGUUUGCUCGAACGUGACCGACGCGGGCGUCGCAGCGCUCGCGCAGGCAUGCCCAAACCUUACUUCUCUCGACGUGCGCCUCUGCAGCAAGGUUGGCGCCGUCGCCGUGAGCGCUCUCGCCGCGCAUUGCCCGAGCCUGACGGCUCUCUACACGGAGCGCGCCGGUCCCGUUGACGACGAGGCAGUCGUCCGUCUCGCGGCCGGCUGCCCGAGGCUCGCUUUGCUCGACCUCGGCAUGCAGGACAACCUCACCGACGCGGCGCUUCUCGCGGUGGCCGAGCGUUGUUCGCAGCUCCGCUCCCUGUCGGUUGCCUAUUGCAAGCAGCUGACCGACGCCGGCCUGAGCACCCUCGUCGCAGCUUGCCCGCAGCUGAGUACGCUCGACCUCAACAAUUGCACUCUCCUCACGCAAACGACGCUCGAGGCCAUAGCCGCGCAUUGCCCCCGACUCCAGUCCCUCGACCUCGGUGGCCAGCCAGGCUCCGGCAGUGGCUCGCUUAGACCCCGUCCCUCACGCCCUCCCGACCCUCUGACACAUUGCGGAGUAGGUUCUGGGCAGCGGCUCGCGACAGACGCAGGGUUGCUCGAGCUCGCCGCCGCUUGCCAUGGUCUCCGCUCACUCAACAUCCGCUACUGUUCCGACGUGUCGGCCGAGGCUGUCGAGCGCAUCAAGGACCUAUUGUGUGCCAACGUGCAGGUACGACAGUAGGGAGCCAUCCUGCUCCUGGGGCCACUGCCCCCCUAGUCACUUCCUCACUCUAUUGCUCAUGCUGCCAGACAGAAGUAAGUCACUUCAGUGUCGCACAGCGUCGAGGUGUGCGAGGUGCGGUGUGCUCGGAGAGUUUAUCUGAUUUGCGGGAGACGGUUGUUCAGAGGUAAACGUCCAUUAAGCU
This is a messenger RNA of Emiliania huxleyi CCMP1516, 2018 nucleotides long. RefSeq lists its product as hypothetical. The transcript has 5 exons. Gene Ontology annotation, cellular component: SCF ubiquitin ligase complex. The record is from RefSeq and is a predicted model, not a curated record. Gene Ontology annotation, molecular function: protein binding. NCBI's taxonomy places the organism in Eukaryota, Haptophyta, Isochrysidales, Noelaerhabdaceae. Gene Ontology annotation, biological process: SCF-dependent proteasomal ubiquitin-dependent protein catabolic process. The coding region runs from base 116 to 1834 and encodes 572 amino acids.